AUGGCGCCGCACCCACAACCCGAUUCCAGAGCCCCAAAGAUAGGGCCGCAGGCUGCUGCCGUGGUCACAGGCUCCUUCCUGUCAGGCGCAAUGGCAAGCCUCUCCACAAUGGUAACCCCCCUUUUCCUCGACACCGAUAACGAGCCCGCGCAGCUACUCCGCCACUGGGCUCGACUCUACCACUAUGGCCAUCUGGCCCUACCCGCAUUGUCCGUCGCCACAUGCGGGCUGUACGGGUAUACUGCCCUAAGCAAGCGUGCCUCGGGUCGCGCGAAUUGGCGUCGGUACGCGGUGGCGGGGGCAAUGACUAUAGCCAUGGUGCCAUUUACGUGGUAUGUCAUGGUGCCCACCAAUAAUACACUCUUCCGACUGGAGGCAUCUGCACGGAAAUCUGAAUCGGGGUCGGGAUCAUUGGCGGAAUUGAGUGUCAUACAGGAGCUGGUAGUCCGAUGGGCGUGGCUGCACAUCGGCCGGUCCGUGUUUCCUCUGAUUGGUGCCAUUAUGGGGUUGUCAGGUCUUGUGCAGGAACUCGGCCGAUAG
Pseudomassariella vexata is the source of this 540-nucleotide messenger RNA. RefSeq lists its product as uncharacterized. Lineage: Eukaryota; Fungi; Ascomycota; Sordariomycetes; Amphisphaeriales; Pseudomassariaceae. The record is from RefSeq and is a predicted model, not a curated record. The transcript is spliced from 2 exons. Bases 1 to 540 code for a protein of 179 amino acids.